UUGGGCUAGUCUGGGAAAGCUGAGCACUUGGAGCAGUUUGGUCUCAUCCACGUCAACAGCUGGGAGGAAACCGAGACCAGCAGCAUUACAGCAUUAACCGGCUGGAGAAAAGCUUCUGGAGGAAAUCAGUCAGAUCUGAGAUCCAGUCUUCACUGCCAUCGGCUUUCUUUUUGCCUCUUAAUAUUUUGAGAGAGAAAUAAUUACAUUUAGCCCUAAACCACAACUUCCUUCAGCCUGGUCCUAGUUAAAGCUGCGUGUCUGGAGUUUAAAGGAGUGUUUCUGAUCAGUGCUCCGGUGGGGUUUGUUUGUUUUUUCGCGAGGCGAUGUUUAACAGUUAGAAGUAAAGUAAAGGAAAGUAAAGUAAAAGGAAAGGAAAGUAAAGCGGAGUCUGUGGAUUAGUUAGAGAUUCUCGGCAGAAUGUGGCUUUGUGCUGCUGCGCUGCCGGAGCUGCUGCUGCUGCUGCUGCUGCCCCCGCGGCUGAGCGCUCAGGCCCCGGCCGCAGAGCCGCGCCUCAACCCGGAGGCGUGGCUCCAACAGUAUGGGUACCUUCCUCCAGGUGAUCUCCAUAUACAAGCACCCCGUUCACCUCAAUCCAUUUCCUCUGCUAUUACUGCAAUGCAAAGGUUCUAUGGCCUGACUGUCACGGGAAAAUUGGACCCUAACACACUGAAGGCAAUGAGGAGGCCUCGCUGUGGUGUUCCAGAUAAGUUUGGAGCAGAGCUUAAGAGCAACUUGAGAAAGAAAAGAUAUGCUAUCCAGGGACUGAAAUGGGAAAAGAAGGAGAUCACAUUCUGCAUACAGAACUACACGCCUAAGAUUGGGGAGUAUGAGACCUAUGAGGCGAUCAGAAAAGCUUUCAAAGUGUGGGAGAGUGUCACCCCUUUACGAUUUCGAGAGAUCCCUUACAGUUACAUUAGGCACAAGACUACUGACUUUGCGGAUAUUAUGAUCUUCUUUGCUGAGGGUUUUCAUGAUGAUGCCAGUCCAUUUGAUGGCGAGGGUGGGUUCUUAGCACAUGCCUACUUUCCUGGAAAUGGCAUAGGAGGAGACACGCACUUUGACGCUGCAGAGCCCUGGACAAUUGGAAACCGAGACUUGUGGGGUAAUGAUGUUUUCCUGGUGGCUGUGCAUGAGCUGGGUCAUGCAUUGGGUAUGGAGCACUCAAAUGACCCCUCCGCCAUCAUGGCACCUUUCUACCAAUGGAUGGACACAGAAAACUUUGAGCUUCCGGACGAUGAUCAUCGUGGCAUUCAGCAGCUUUAUGGACCCAACCCUAGUGGCCAUCCUCGACCCUCGGUUAGCCCCCGCACCCCUUACCGUAUCCCUCAUCCCUCUGACACUCCACGCAAGCCAGAAGUACCUCACUUUGGCCCUGAUAUCUGUGAAGGUCACUUUGACACCAUUGCUAUUCUGAGAGGAGAAAUGUUUAUCUUCAAGAAUAAAUGGUUGUGGCGUCUUCGCAAUCACCGGGUUAUGGAAAAUUAUCCAAUGCCAAUCGGACAUGUCUGGAGAGGUCUACCUACGUCAAUUGAUGCUGCCUACGAGAGAGAGGAUGGCAAAUUUGUCUUUUUCAAAGGUAACCGACAUUGGGUAUUCAGUGAAGCAAAUCUGGAGCCAGGCUACCCAAAGACACUGAGAGCGAUGGGCAGAGGCCUCCCUCAGGACAGAAUUGAUGCUGCCCUUUUCUACACACCUACGGGCAACACCUACUUCUUCAGAGGAAAUAAAUAUUAUCGAUAUAAUGAAGAGCGGCAAUCAGUGGACCCGGACUACCCUAAACCCAGUAGCAAGUGGCAGGGCGUCCCUGAUGACAUCAAAGCAGCUUUCAUGAGCCGAGACCAAAGUUUCACGUAUUUCUACAAAGCCAAUAAAUACUGGAAGUUCAACAACCAGCUGAUGAGAGUGGAGCCUGGUUACCCCAAGUUUGCCCUAAGUGAUUGGGUCGGCUGUCCAGAUGAGGACACUAACACAGGUGGAGGUCGAACAGGUGGUGGAACCGAUGACCGUAACCAGGACAAAGAGAAUAAAGAAGAAGAAGAAAAAUUGGACAAGACGGAAGUCAUCGUCAUUGAGGUGGACAACGCUCCUGGUGAUGGAAGUGGAAUGGCAGCAGUCGCGGUGCCGCUCAUGCUGCUGGUGUGUUUAAUUUGCACUCUGGCAGCCUUGAUCUUUUUCCGCAAGUAUGGCACUCCACGUCAUCUUCUCUACUGUCAGCGUUCCCUACUAGACAAGGUGUAGAGGGGUGAAGAGGAGAGGAGGAUGAAGAUAAAGGUACAGGUACAGGAAGUAUGGUAUAUAUUAUAUUAUUUCCAUACUUUGAAGUUGUUAACCUUAGUUUUGCAAAAUAUGAAUAAUAAAAAGCAGUUGAGAUAUUUUUCUGCAUAUAAAAACUUAUAUAGACGUUAGACCAUCUUGUCUCUGGCCACAAGAACCUUCCCACUUAAAACCUUAUGUAGACGUAUGGUAGAGUGCUAGUAUGGCUGGCCUGAGAGCACAGAGCAGUGCACGGUCGUUAAGACAGUCCAAGCUGCCCUGAGUUACAUGCACAGAAGGGUAUUAAGAGUGAAGCGAAUGUGCAGGGAUGUUUCCGCAACCACAGAGCAGUGAGACAAACCAUUAGAAAUUAUAAAAAGUCUAAAAAGUGAAGUUCCACUUCAUCAGGGGGAAAGUCCACAAGUCAGGCUUUUUUUUUUUUUUUUUUUAAACUUGUGUUUGCGCUAUAUAAUAAGUUAAUAUAUGAAAGUCUCUGCCAUCUUGGGAAUUCUUCUACGAAUCAGAACAAGUUCUGCGUUGCCAGAAUAAAAGUGAUUUUACACUAAUCAUUGUAACUGUGUGUGACCGUUCCUGUAAGUGGACAUUCCCUUUUGUCCCCACCCCAAAGUCUCAAAAAAUCAACUUUACUUUUGAGGAAAGUGUAGAACGACUGAGGGAAAAUGAAGAGUGCAUGUGUCGAUGCUUAGAGAUGUUCUCACAUACGAAACCUCUCUGCAUGUGUCACUGCUUCAUGCUUCUGAAACUUUCUUUGCAUGUAACGCACGGCACCUUGUGCUCUCUAACAGCCAUGCUCGGAUAUAUGCAGUGUGGGGUCAGGUUGUUCAUUCUCAAAACGAUCUAGUAAAUAAAUUGUUUAAUUGUAAUGCUGUGGACACAAGAAAAAACAAUCUGAUAUAAAUUACUAGAUUUGAUAUCCCUAAUUAAUUAUUUUCAUUACUUAUAAAGGAGUUAUUUUGUAGUGGAAAAAUCAUUUCAAUCGUUUUCUAUUUAGAAUCAUUUUCAGUAAAAGUGCUCUACAAAUUCCUAAUAACCAAAAGCAGAUGUACAAUACAAUAGAUGUCUUAGAUAGACAGCAUGUCUUAAAACAUUCCAGAUUAUUAAUUCUAUAUAAUUGGACAAUAUGGCACCAUUUUCUCCCAUUGUGUGUUUUUGAAGCUGUUUUUGCGUCGAAACGCAAAGUGACCAUCUUGCAAAAACUGGAGCCAGAGUCUGCACAGCAGAAACCCUGGAGCCAGAGCAUGAGCAGUAGAUAUGGCCGGACAGGCAGUGGGUCCGCGUACACACGCGCACGUCCUCAAUAAAUUACCCAAAGUGCAACUUAAAAUGGUGCAUCAGCUAACUCGAAGUGGCAAGUACAGCGCUAGUGAUAAAUGUCAAAUGCUAAACGAAAAUAUCUCCGAGCUUUGAAUCAUGACUGACUGACCUAGCAUUUGCUAGCUAGCUAACAGUAUCCAUCAUCAAAGUAAUAUAAGUAGUGAAUGUAAGAUAGCAACUAAAAUGUACUGUUAAACAGCAGUCAACAUUUACACUCAACACAUUUUUAAAGAAAAAAUCGCUGUUCUGUGAUUUCAUCUAGCUCUAACCAUCGGAAUGAAGGAGUGCUGUUGGAUCCUCGGCUCGUUUUGUCUGUGCAGUUCGUUUAAGGAGGACUGACUGGCUAAUGUUAAGAUAUUCUGAGGUCAUACGGUCAAUAAAUCAAUAAAUUUAAAUAGUGUUAGCUGCCUUGUUUGUGCCAUUCCUGUAAUAUCAGUACCACGAGCUAGCUUAGACAGCACAAUGAGUAACAUACUGGAAAGACUGCAGAGAGCUUCCACCAUACUGAACCCUGUGAAUGAGCCGUUACUGUAGAAACGAUAACGUAUUAGCCUAUCAUUCAUGUUAUACACACACACACACACACACACACACACACAGACAGACUUGCGCCCAACCGUAAACUCCACACUGCGGUUUUUGUGGGAAUUUGCCUGAAACUAUUUUUAAACCAGUAUUAUUUUCUGACAUUGAAAAAUAAAAUAUGGAUAAAUUGUGAUUAUGAUAAACAUUUUAUGAUCGCUGAUUAAUCAGUUUAUCAUAAUCAUAAAAUGUUUAUCAUAGAUGUAUUACACAGACAUGUUUGUUAAUUAAUGUAAUGUGUUUGUCAGGCACAAAACUUUGUUUACUGCCUAAAUAAAACCACUCAAAUUUUAGACGUUUCUGUAUAUUCUAAUAAAUGGGCUGAAAAUUUGUUUUUAUGAUCAUAUUUUUUUUCUUUCACUUGUGUUUUUUUUUUUUUUUUUUUUUGUAAAAAAAAUAAUUUAAAAAAAUACUAAGAAUAAUAAUAAUAACUGUGGGGGGGUCUGGCUUUUUUUUUUUUUUUUUUUUUCCAGUCUUCUGGUGUAUUCAUUGACAACCAGUCUUUUUUUUUUUUUCCUUUGUUUUCUUUUUAUAACCUAAUGUAGUCAUGGUUAUUUGUCUCUUUUUAUAAACUCUAACUGUUGUGUGUUGUAAGUGUGUAACAUUGAGACGACUCUUCAGGUCUUUUACGUCACCUGAUUUUUGAUUUCAUUUGGCCAUAUUUCCUGCUCUGGUAAAAUUGCUGACAUGUAGCUUAUUCUCUCACACACAGCGUUUAGGGUUAAAGUAACUGUGUGAGUAUACUAUGCAUUUUCACUAAUAUUCCUUAACAUUGUACUGUCUUCAUCAUAAUAUGAUUAUUGAUGAUGUCAUUAUUACUUGUACUUAUUAUUACUUGUAACAUUCUGUCAAUGAAAUGAAUGUUUUUCUAAUGUUGGCAGUAGGAUGUCCUGCUGGACAGGCAAAACCCAUCAUGCAGUGGCCUUAAUUUUUUUUGAAUUUCUGAAUUUAUUUCUGAAUUUAAGAAAUUAAAUAAAGACAAGAAGAAACAACUAAUA
This is a messenger RNA of Pangasianodon hypophthalmus (striped catfish), 5168 nucleotides long. RefSeq names its product matrix metallopeptidase 14b (membrane-inserted) (gene mmp14b). The coding region runs from base 418 to 2238 and encodes 606 amino acids. Lineage: Eukaryota; Metazoa; Chordata; Actinopteri; Siluriformes; Pangasiidae. Gene Ontology annotation, biological process: collagen catabolic process; zymogen activation; extracellular matrix organization. Gene Ontology annotation, molecular function: zinc ion binding; metalloendopeptidase activity. The transcript is spliced from 10 exons. Gene Ontology annotation, cellular component: extracellular matrix. The record is from RefSeq and is a predicted model, not a curated record.